Molecule: messenger RNA, 561 nt
Organism: Macrosiphum euphorbiae (potato aphid)
Lineage: Eukaryota; Metazoa; Arthropoda; Insecta; Hemiptera; Aphididae
Source: the annotation of a GenBank genome assembly
AUGGGUGGGGCUGGAGACACGUGUUCCUUGCCGCACCCACGGGAAUCGUUUAUUUCUGGCCGGAAUUCUUUCGUAGGAAUUUCAAAAUAUAUCAUAGGAACUCAUAGGAUUGACGCACUAAUUAUAGGAAUAAAAAAAAUUCAGGGAAUCCAAUUAUUAGCCAUGGGUGGAGCUGGAGACACGUGUUCCCAGCUUAACCCACGAGAAUCGUUUAUUUGCGGCCGGAAUUCUUUCGUAGGAAUUCCGAAACCUAUCAUAGGAACUCAUAGGAAUGACGCACUAAUUAAAGGAAUAAAAAAAAUUCAGGGAAUCCAAUUAUUAGCCAUGGGUGUGGCUGGAGACACGUGUUCCAAGCCCCUCAGACGGGAAUCGUUUAUUUGCGGCCGGAAUUCUUUCGUAGGAAUUUCAAAACCUAUCAUAGGAACUCAUAGGAUUGACGUACUAAUUAUAGGAAUAAAAAAAAUUCAGGAAAACCAAUUAUUAGCCAUGGGAGGGGCUGGAGACACGUGUUCCCAGCCCCACCCACGGGAAUCGUUUAUUUGCGGCCGGAAUCUUUCGUAG